Molecule: messenger RNA, 1817 nt
Organism: Sarcophilus harrisii (Tasmanian devil)
Lineage: Eukaryota; Metazoa; Chordata; Mammalia; Dasyuromorphia; Dasyuridae
Gene: HTR2B
Product: 5-hydroxytryptamine receptor 2B
Exons: 3
Coding region: 16-1437 (473 amino acids)
Biological process (GO): chemical synaptic transmission; regulation of behavior; vasoconstriction
Cellular component (GO): plasma membrane; dendrite
Molecular function (GO): G protein-coupled serotonin receptor activity; neurotransmitter receptor activity
Source: RefSeq, a predicted model, not a curated record
ACAGAAAAACAGCGAAUGGCUAUUUCGUACAGACUUCUGGAACAAGGCACAAUUCCAGAUUACCUUCUGCAGGGUUCUAAAAUGUCUGAUCGCUUGCUCUCAUCUAAUGGGUCCGGACUGCCGACUGACCCGACCCCAGGGGAGAAGAAACUGCGCUGGGCAGCCCUCCUGAUCUUCCUGGUGAUCAUCCCCACAAUUGGGGGCAACAUUCUUGUAAUCCUGGCAGUGUCCCUGGAGAAAAAGCUGCAGUACGCGACCAACUACUUUCUGAUGUCUCUGGCGGUAGCCGAUCUGCUGGUCGGGCUGUUUGUGAUGCCGAUCGCCCUCCUCACCAUUAUGUUUGAGCCAGUGUGGCCCCUUCCGCUGGUCCUCUGUCCUGCCUGGCUGUUUCUGGACGUGCUCUUUUCCACGGCGUCCAUCAUGCAUCUCUGCGCUAUCUCCGUGGACCGUUACAUAGCCAUCAAAAAGCCCAUUCAGGCCAGCCAGUAUAACUCCCGAGCUACAGCCCUCAUCAAGAUAACGGUGGUCUGGCUCAUUUCCAUAGGCAUCGCCAUCCCAGUCCCGAUUAAAGGCAUCGAGGCUGGGGAGGGGGACCCCAACAACAUCACGUGUGUGCUCACCAAGGAGCGCUUCAGUAACUUCAUGCUCUUUGGCUCUCUGGCGGCCUUCUUCACCCCCCUUGCCAUCAUGGUCGUCACCUACUUCCUCACCAUCCAAGCCCUUCGGAAGAAGGCCUACUUGAUCAAGAGCAAGCCACCUCAGCGUUUCACAUGGUCCACGGUGUCCACUGUUUUCCAAAGGGAUGAAACACCUUGCUCAUCCCCCGAAAAGGUAGCCAUGCUGGACUUUUCUCCCAAGAAUAAAACCAUGCCUAACACAAGUGAGGAAAUGUUUAUCCGACGGAUGUCCAGCAUUGGGAAAAAGUCUGUUCAGACGAUCACCAAUGAACAGAGGGCUUCCAAGGUGCUAGGGAUUGUGUUUUUCCUCUUUUUGUUUAUGUGGUGUCCUUUCUUUAUUACAAAUGUAACUCUAGCUUCAUGUGAUUCCUGUAGUCAGAGCACACUGCAAAAGCUUCUGGAGAUCUUUGUCUGGAUAGGGUAUGUUUCCUCAGGGGUGAAUCCUUUGGUCUACACUCUCUUUAACAAGACCUUUCGUGACGCAUUUGGUCGUUAUAUCACAUGCAAUUAUCAGGCCACCAAGGCAGGGAAGCCCCUUCGGAAGUGCUCGAGCAAGAUGUCCUUCAGAAACGCCAUGACAGAGAACUCCAACUUCUUUGUGAGACAAGGAGUGCGGAAUGGGAUUAACCCUGUCAUGUACCAGAGCCCCAUGAGACUCUGCAGUUCUCCCAUCCAGUCCCCAUCUACCAUUCUACUGGACAAACUACUUCUCACUGAAAACGAAGUGGACAAAACGGAAGAGCAAAUCAGCUACGUAUAGCGGAAUCCGUCUUACCUUCACCUGAAUGAUGCAAUGUGCGGAAUUAAGAGUAGGUGGAUGAACCCUUUGGAACCGUUAAAAAACAUUAUAGAUAAAAAGAACUGCAGAACCCAUGAUACUUCAUCUUCUUGAAGACCAAGAUUAAAUAUCAGUAUUGUCAAGUUUUCUUCCAUUUGGCCAGACAAUUCCAUGAAAUAGCUAAUUUGCACAGAAAUAAAGACCGUGUAGCACUAUACCAUAAUUAAACUGUCAAAAGAUUCAAAUAAAGUUCAGUCAACUAUUUAAUCAACAACUUUGGCCCUGUCUUCUUUUAUGAAAUCAUUAAAAUCUGGACCAUUUAUUAAGGAACUAAGGUAUAGAGUGGUUCUAGAAGGCUAGGU